GGAGGAGGGCUCUCUCUCCUCGGAGACAGAAGCCCCUUGUUGAUGGCACGAGCCCCGGGCGGGGGAGCCCAGGGUCCUUACCUCGGCAGUGGCCACAGUUGGCCAGGGCGCCUGCGAUACUGACUCUGGUCUGCUCCCCCACAGCCGGGAGCGCCCACCCGCCCCCCGCCAGCAUGGCCGCGUCUUCACAGUACCGCCAGCUGCUGAGCGACUACGGGCCGCCGUCUCUAGGCUACACCCAGGGCACUGGGAACAGCCAGGUGCCCCAGAGCAAAUAUGCCGAGCUGCUGGCCAUCAUCGAAGAGCUGGGGAAGGAGAUCAGACCCACCUAUGCGGGCAGCAAGAGUGCGAUGGAGAGACUAAAACGAGGCAUCAUCCAUGCCCGAGGAUUGGUGCGGGAGUGCCUGGCUGAAACGGAACGGAACGCCAGGUCCUAGCUGCCUUGUGAGCCUGGAGGUUUUCCAGCUUCUUCCCAGAGAAGUUAUGGUUCACCUCCCUUGUUGAGAUGAAACUUUUGUUUUCAAGAUGGUUAACCAGUUCAGUUUCUCGUCCCCCUGCCCCUCCCGUGGUUCACUUAGGCUCUGAAUCUACAGUCUCUUUAAGAUUGAGGAAAGAUUUUGCAAUUGAUUAGGAGUUACAUUGGAAAUAGUUAGGAACUUCCCAGGUGUUUGUGGUUUUGUUUUCUUUUUUUAAAAGCAUUGAUUCAAAAGAUGCACGUAGAAGUUACCUGUCUUACAGCAAACUAGUUUUGACUCUGAGAUACCAGUGUCUGGUUUUCUUUUGAAUACAUUUAUGUUAACCCAGAUUGUUCUGUGUUCCUUUUCACAAGCUGAUACAACUUGAAGUUUUUUUUUUUCAGUAGUACGGACUUGACAGCACACUUAACCUAGUAGCCAGUCCCCUCGUUUGCCAUAUGGUAUAGAUUCUGCUUAAUAUAACUUCUUUUUUGCUUAAACAUAUUUGCAUGAUUAUUAGUGCUUUGAAGUCCAUUCUAAAAUGCACAAGUUAUAAAUACAGAAGAAAAGAGCAACCUCCCAAACCAAACCUAACACGGACCCCUGAAAUUUUUCCUAAGACUGUAUGUAGAUUUCAGUUCUGCCUUUUCUGAGGGUUGACCCAAACAUCUGGAAGAAAAUGGAACUGUUUGCGUCUUUGUAUUUAUUACUUGAUGUAAUAAAGCUUAUUUUCAUUAACAGCUUGUA
Odocoileus virginianus texanus is the source of this 1202-nucleotide messenger RNA. The record is from RefSeq and is a predicted model, not a curated record. Lineage: Eukaryota; Metazoa; Chordata; Mammalia; Artiodactyla; Cervidae.